AUGUCUACUGACCCUGCCGAUCACGCUACUGCCAAAUCCGUUGCCCAUGUGCCUCAGGCGUCCCGACGGUACAGGAACUCGUACAAUGGGUUCGUGUACAAUAUCCAUACGUGGCUGUAUGACCUAGCUGUUUUCCUUUUCAAUAUUCUGUUUACCAUUUUCUUCAGGGAAAUCAAGGUGCGUGGUGCGUACAACGUCCCUGAAGUCGGAGUGCCCACCAUCCUCGUGUGCGCCCCUCAUGCAAAUCAGUUCAUCGACCCAGCCUUGGUGAUGGCCCAGACCCGUUUGCUGAAGACGUCCGCGGGAGAGUCCCGGUCUAGGAUGCCCUGCUUCAUUACUGCAGAGUCCAGUUUCAAGAAAAGGUUCAUCUCCCUGUUUGGCCACGCCAUGGGCGGUAUCCCUGUGCCCAGGAUCCAGGAUAACUUAAAAUCCGUGGACGAGAAUCUUGAAAUCUACGCUCCAGACUUGAAAAACCACCCGGAAAUCAUCAAAGGCCGCUCCAAGAACCCACAGUCCACUCCAGUGAACUUCACCAAAAGGUUCUCUGCCAAGUCCCUACUUGGGUUGCCCAAUUACUUGAGCAACGCUCAAAUCAAGGAAAUCCCAGAUAACGAAACCAUAAUCUUGUCCUCGCCCUUCAAAACUUCCAAUGCGAAAGUGGCGGGGCUCUUGACCAACGGUACCAACUUUAAGUACGCAGAGAAAAUCGACAAUACGGAAACCUUCCAGAGCGUUUUUGACCACUUGCAUACAAAGGGAUGCGUGGGUAUCUUCCCUGAAGGCGGCUCCCAUGACCGUCCCUCCCUAUUGCCCAUCAAGGCAGGGGUCGCCAUCAUGGCGUUGGGCGCGGUAGCCGCCGACCCUGGCAUGAAAGUGGCCGUUGUGCCCUGUGGCCUGCACUACUUUCACAGAAACAAAUUCAGAUCUAGAGCUGUUUUGGAAUACGGCGAACCUAUCAUUGUGGACUGCAAAUAUGGUGAGAUGUACAAAGAAUCCCCCCGCGAAACCGUCUCCAAGCUGUUGAAGAAAAUCACAACCGCACUGUUUUCCGUCACGGAGAAUGCCCCCGAUUACGACACUUUGAUGGUCAUUCAGGCUGCAAGAAGACUGUACCAGCCACUGAAGGUCAAAUUGCCCUUGCCCGCCAUCGUGGAGAUCAACAGAAGGCUGCUUUUCGGUUACUCCAAAUUCAAGGAUGAUCCGAUUAUCAUCCACUUGAAAAAACUGGUAUACGACUACAACAAAAAAUUAGACUUGGUGGGCUUGAAAGACCACCAAGUAAUGCAACUGAAAACUACCAAACUGGAGGCCUUGAGAUGUCUAGUGAUUCUAGUCACUAGAUUGAUCAAGUUAUCUGUUUUUGCCAUGCUAUCAUUACCGGGAUAUAUCCUCUUCACUCCAAUUUUUAUUAUCUGUCGUGUGUACUCUGAAAAGAAGGCGAAAGAGGGCUUGAAGAAAUCUUUGGUUAAGAUCAAAGGUACCGACUUGUUGGCCACAUGGAAACUUAUCGUGGCGCUGAUAUUGGCUCCGGUUCUUUACGUGACCUACUCUAUUUUACUGAUCGUUUUGGCAAGGAAGCAACACUAUCUUCGCAUCUGGGUCCCCUCAAGCAACCCUUUUGUGCAAUUCGUUUAUUUCUAUGCACUAUUGGUUUUCACGACCUAUUCGUCUUUAAAGACAGGUGAAAUCGGUGUGGACCUUUUCAAGUCGCUAAGACCACUUUUCGUUUCCAUUGUUUAUCCAGGCAAAAAAAUUGAGGAAAUUCAAUCCACGAGGAAGAAUUUAAGCCUUGAAUUAACUGCUGUUUGUAAUGAUCUGGGACCGCUAGUCUUCCCCGAUUAUGAUAAAUUGGCCACCGAGAUCUUUUCCAAGAAGGAAGGUUACGAUGUUUCUUCUGAUACAGAGUCAUCUAUAAGUCGCAUGAGUGGUCAAUCUAGGAGUCGUUCAUCUUCCAUACAUUCUAUUGGCUCACAAGCUUCCAACGCACUAUCAAGAGUGAACUCGAGAGGCUCAUUGACCGAUAUCCCCAUCUUUUCUGACACAAGACAAGGCCAAUGGAAGAGUGAAGGAGAAACCAGUGAAGACGAAGAUGAAUUUGAUGGGAAAACUGUUGAAACUCCACAGAAUCCCGACUUGAACAAAGAAAAUACUCGCGACACGGAUAUCUCUUCCAAGAUUGCCUCACUAGUAAGACAAAAAAGAGAACACGAAAAGAAAGAGUAA
This is a messenger RNA of Saccharomyces kudriavzevii IFO 1802, 2223 nucleotides long. It is a transcript of the gene GPT2, whose product is annotated as bifunctional glycerol-3-phosphate/glycerone-phosphate O-acyltransferase GPT2. Gene Ontology annotation, biological process: phospholipid biosynthetic process. Gene Ontology annotation, molecular function: glycerone-phosphate O-acyltransferase activity; glycerol-3-phosphate O-acyltransferase activity. Gene Ontology annotation, cellular component: endoplasmic reticulum membrane. The record is from RefSeq and is a predicted model, not a curated record. Lineage: Eukaryota; Fungi; Ascomycota; Saccharomycetes; Saccharomycetales; Saccharomycetaceae. The transcript has a single exon. The coding region runs from base 1 to 2223 and encodes 740 amino acids.